Tauraco erythrolophus (red-crested turaco) is the source of this 1206-nucleotide messenger RNA. Lineage: Eukaryota; Metazoa; Chordata; Aves; Musophagiformes; Musophagidae. The record is from RefSeq and is a predicted model, not a curated record.
GUGCAUUGAAUUUCAAUCCCGAUGCUCCUGAUUUCAUCCCAGGAGAAAGACAACCUGCAGAUAUAAACUGGAUAAAUAAAGAUAGGAAAGACUCUAACAGUAAUAGAAGUAAUUUACCAUUUCCUAGUUUGUCCUCUGAAAGGGGUACAGAUUAUGAAAGCUCAUCCACAAAGCAUCCUGGCAUUUGUAAUCCAGAUAGUCAGUAUGGGAAUUCUGAAGACUUCCACCAAUAUUUUGGCACCAGCAAAAGUUUGAAGAAUCGCAACUUGCAAAGCCAGAGAUGGCACAGGUCGAGAAACGAUAACACGUGUACUAGAAGUAAGAUAAGGCAAAGCACUGCUGAUGCUGCUGCAGGUCCAGGAGUUUCGGAUAGCACAGUAGCACCUGGGAGAAGAGGACCUCCGAGAGGAUACAGUGAUGUUCUCUCCUCAGAGAGUGACCGGGAGAUACCUAAUGCAGACAGCAGAGGAGCAAAGCCGAAGAAAACACAUCCGAUGCAUGCAUCUGGAAGGGGUUUCAGGGAGAAGGGAAAGCAAGUGCAUGACCGGGAAAAGAGAGUGAGCUCUAAGCAGAAAGUAGAGCUGUUUGAAAAUGUUCCGUCUUUGGAUUUGACUCAGUCUGACUCUUCGGAAUCCUCUGUUGGGAAGGCGUUCUGUGAUGCCCCCGUUGGAAGUGCAGAUGAGCAGAAAGGCUACAACUAUGUCAACAAAAGAUAUCCCCGGAAGCCUGUGUGGAAUAAACCCCCAGUAGAAAAGGAUUCUCAGAAAAGACAUGAUUCUCACCGUAGUAAAAACACAAAAGUAGGUAAGAAGUCUUCUCUUGCAUAUACUCCAAAAGAGAAAAACGAGAGGAAGAAAGAACUCUCCGUUCACAAAAACGAUGAAAGCUUGACGGAUGAAAUCAGGCAUCAGUCGUCUGAUUCUGUCAGAUGUAAUGGAAGAAAGUUCCUGCUAAAGGGGGACCAGGCACCUGCACUUCAUUUCAGCUGGACCCAGUACUGGAAAAAGCAGAGCGAUGUGCCAAAAAACAAAGAAACUCAUACAGGGUCGUUGAUUGAACAGCUGACCACAGAGAAGUACGAGUGCAUGGUAUGCUGUGAGGUGGUCCGAAUAGUAGCCCCAGUGUGGAGCUGUCAGAAUUGCUACCACGUGUUCCACCUGAAUUGCAUUAAGAAGUGGGCACGGUCACCAGCUUCACAAGCUGAAG